Molecule: messenger RNA, 1623 nt
Organism: Camelina sativa (false flax)
Lineage: Eukaryota; Viridiplantae; Streptophyta; Magnoliopsida; Brassicales; Brassicaceae
Product: protein RMD5 homolog
Biological process (GO): proteasome-mediated ubiquitin-dependent protein catabolic process
Cellular component (GO): cytoplasm; GID complex; nucleus
Molecular function (GO): protein binding; ubiquitin protein ligase activity
Source: RefSeq, a predicted model, not a curated record
AUGAGAAGAAAGAAGAAAAUAAAGAACCCAAAAAAAAAAUAUAUAUAAAAAGACAAGAAAAUCACGAAAUCUGUUUUUGUUUCCUCUUUUGUUCAUCGGUUCGUGUUUUAAUUUGAUCCACCAACUUCAUCUUCUUCUUACCGCUCUCUUGAUUUCAGGUUUUUUUGAUUCUUAUUUCGAGUGAUUUGAUUAUCUGAUAAUGGAGCUAAAGAGCAUUAAGGAUGCGUUUGAUCGUGUUGCCACCAAGCAGAAACUCUCUUAUAGCAAAACCAAUGAGAUUGUUCACUUGCUCACUCAAGAAAUCGACAAGGCCUUGAGUGUAAUAAAGGAGACACCGUCUGAUGAUACUAUGCUUGAUCAUAGAUCUAUUAUCUCUGAUGUGAAGAAAGCGUUUGUGGAGAUUUCUCCAAUCACUCAACUUGAAGCUGCUGAGAAAGAACUACACGUGGCUCUCACCAAGUACCCCAAGGUUCUCGAGAAGCAACUGAAUCCAGACAUAUCAAAGGCUUACAGAAACAAUGCAGAGUUCGAUACCCACAUCGUGAACCAGAUUAUCGCCAACUUUUUCUACCGACAAGGGAUGUUUGACAUCGGCGACUGUUUCGUUGCUGAAACUGGCGAAUCUGAGUGUUCCACAAGACAAUCUUUUGUGGAAAUGUAUCAGAUAUUAGAAGCUAUGAAGAGACGAGAUCUUGAACCAGCUCUUAACUGGGCGGUUUUAAACUCGGACAAGCUAAAGCAGGCAAGGUCUGAUCUCGAGAUGAAGCUUCAUAGUCUACACUUUUUGGAGAUAGCACAAGGCAAAAACUCCAAAGAAGCUAUCAACUACGCGAGAAAACAUAUCGCCACAUUUGCUGAUAGCUGCCUACCUGAGAUCCAGAAGCUCAUGUGUUCUCUUUUAUGGAACAGGAAACUCGACAAAUCACCCUACUCUGAGUUUCUCUCCCCAGCUCUAUGGAACAACGCAGUCAAAGAGCUGACACGGCAGUACUGCAACCUACUAGGUGAAUCAUCUGAAAGCGCGUUGAGUAUAACCGUAACAGCGGGUACACAAACGUUACCAGUGCUAUUGAAAUACAUGAACGUGAUGGCGAACAAGAAGCUUGAUUGGCAGAACAUGGAACAACUUCCUGUAGAUGCACAACUAUCAGAGGAGUUUCAGUUCCAUUCGGUGUUUGUCUGUCCAGUAUCUAAGGAACAGUCAAGUGAUGAGAAUCCUCCAAUGAUGAUGUCUUGUGGACAUGUGCUCUGCAAGCAGACGAUCAACAAAAUGUCAAAGAAUGGCUCUAAGUCUUCUUUCAAGUGUCCUUAUUGCCCGACUGAUGUCGAUAUCUCAAGGUGUAGGCAGUUGCACUUUUAAUACGAAAAGCUCGGGGGGGUAAAAAAUGUAUGACCGGUAAAACAGGAACCAAAGUUCUGAAUCGUGAAAUCUGUGUCAAAUUGUAACCUUUUGUUAUGUCUCUUUUCAGCAAUUGUUUUUUAAAGAUGGGGGCUUUUGUGUACAAAGAUGGGGAAGUUUUAGAUGAUUGGACAUCUCAUAAGAAUGUGUUUUAUUUUUUUUGUGUUGCUGUUUGUUUGUUUGUUAAAACUUUCUGAAUAUAGAAAUUCUUUUGUAUUGCAAAA